AUGGCCAUCCAUCCAUCCAUCCAUCCAUUCGGGCAGUUCACCACAGAACCACCUCGAAUAUCUGUCCCGAUUGGUGCGUGUAGUAGAUCCCAAACCGAAAGAAAUGGGAAGAGGUAAAGUGAUUGACGACGCCGUCAAGAAUUUCGCAGUGACCGGAAAAGAUCAUCACUUCCUCGUCGACGCUGAUCUUGAGGAGGAAUUCUCCGAUUCCUUUCGUUGUUCCGUUUGCCUGGAUCUUCUAUACAAACCCAUUGUGCUCUCUUGCGGCCACAUUUCCUGUUUCUGGUGUGUUCACAAAUCUAUGAGUGGUCUGAGGGAGUCUAAUUGUCCAAUUUGCAGGCAUCCAUAUAAUCACUUUCCAACCAUUUGUCAGAUGCUGCACUUCUUGCUCUUCAAGUUGUAUCCUAUGGUGUAUACGAGGAGGGAAGAGGAAACUCUAGAGGAAGAGAUGGAAAUGGGCUUCUUCUCACCACAAUUUGGCUAUAAAGAAUGCAACAGUGAUCUAAAACAUCAUCAUCCAAGGGAUCGAAAGCAUGCACUAGACAGUUGCUUCUUCAGGAAUGGGGAAUUUUGUGCAAGUACACAACAAAUAGAGUCUGUUAAGUCUGUUUCCAUGAUUCAAGCUCCCACUAUGUCUAUUCCAAACAAAGCUUGUGAUGAAAAUUGCUGCAUGAUCAAACCUGACAGUGUUGAAGAAAACCAUUUGCCUGAAGAUAAGUCAAACAGAAAUUGCAAGCAGGUUUCAAUUGCUGAUGUACAAUGCAGCACAUGCAAACAGCUUCUCUUUCAUCCAGUGGUUCUUAAUUGUGGCCAUGUGUAUUGUGAAACUUGCAUUGGUCCAGUGAAUGAGAUGCUUACAUGCCAAGUUUGUCAGAGUUUGCAUCCAAGGGGUUUUCCAAAAGUGUGUUUGGAGUUUGAUCAUUUUCUAGAGGAAUACUUCCCUACAGAAUAUGCCAUGAGAAUAGAAGCUGUUCAGGCCAAACAAGUGCCUGUCAAGUUUCAGCACCCAAUCACUUGUUCUACUAAGGCUAGUGAAAAGAGUUUUCAAUCAUCUUCAGUGACCGCAAGAGAGAAAUUAUCAUGGCGGGCUGACCCUCAAUCGAAGGUUCAUGUUGGAGCUGGUUGCGAUUCUUGUGGGGUAUAUCCAAUAGUUGGGGAUAGAUACAAGUGCAAAGAUUGUGUUGAGGAAAUAGGUUUUGAUCUCUGUGGAGACUGCUACAAUACUUGCUCCAAGCGACCUGGACGGUUCAAUCAGCAGCAUACCUCGGAACACAAGUUUGAGCUUGUAAAGUCAAAUAUUAUUCAUAAUAUAAUGUUGAGGUUGGCGACUGGACAGUUGGAUAGUGCUUCUGCUUUUGCCAACCACGAUGAUGCUUCAGGAAUUUCUGAAAAUGAAUCCCCUGCUCCCAUUUUGUCUGGCGAUGCUCAAGACAGUAGCAGGAACAGUUUGGCUAGUGCUGUGACCCACCCUGAUAGUGCAGAGGAUGAAAACGAGACCCAAACAACCAGGUAAAAUGUUUUACCUUGAGCAUAUAUUGCUUGAUUUGGUGGGAUUAUCUAUGUAUUAGUUGCCUCAGAUCAAACCCCCUAAAAAGCGAGAGAAAAUAAGAGGAAAAAAACUCCCAUUGCUCGGUGCAAUGCAUUUCUAGUCUAUUUCCUUGCGAAUCACAAAGAUCUGAUGGAGUUUUGUUCUCACUGCACUUGUGAUAAUUCACUUUAUAUCAGAACCAUCUCCCAAUUUUAACCGCCAUUGGCGGUUGUAUAUCAUGUAUCAUAGUGUAAAAAUCGUCUGCUUGUGCAAGAGUUAUGAAUCAGCAGUGCUCGCAUCUAUUUGCUUUCCUUGAUAAACACACUGUAUAUUGCUGCUCUUUUGUAUAAUAAAUUUAUAUAAGCAGUGC
Messenger RNA from Populus nigra (black poplar), 1898 nucleotides. Its product is annotated as E3 ubiquitin-protein ligase PRT1. Gene Ontology annotation, biological process: proteasome-mediated ubiquitin-dependent protein catabolic process. The record is from RefSeq and is a predicted model, not a curated record. Gene Ontology annotation, molecular function: ubiquitin protein ligase activity; zinc ion binding. NCBI's taxonomy places the organism in Eukaryota, Viridiplantae, Streptophyta, Magnoliopsida, Malpighiales, Salicaceae. Bases 104 to 1513 code for a protein of 469 amino acids. The transcript has 7 exons.